GCCCGAUAUAUCAGUCCUACUCGGGACUUUUUAAGUAUACCAGGGAUCGUGCCGCAUCUGGAUUUUUAUGUACAUAAAAAAUAGACCAAGUACUUUCUAGUCGCGAGUACUUGCGGGAAGCGUGUUUGGUUGCUUGUUCUUUGUACAACCGCGUGAAUGUAUAAAUGUAACAUUGUACGUGUGAAAAGGUGCAACUGCUGUUGCGAGUGCGCUUCACUUUUACAUCGUGUUUGAGAACACGUGUGUCCAUCAUAAGAUAAAAAAAAAGAAAAAAAAAUCGAGGUUGUGUGUCCAUCUGUUCGUUGUUGGUUCGUUGUCAUCUUUUCAGCGUAAAACUGCACUUUCGCUGUCAUCGCUCUGUGUACAAACCGUGUUAAAACAAUAACGUGUGUAAAUCCUUAGGUAAUACCUACCUACUACUGCGAGUUGUAUACCAUAUAAGUAGUAGUGUGUCUAUUCUAUCGGCUCGUGCAAGUGGGAUAAGUACCAUUUUUUUAAAGAACAAGAGAGUAGGAGGCGGCAAACCGCAAGUGUACCAAAGUGGUACAGCAGGUGUUUUCUUAUUACCACCAAGACUACACCAACACCACCUCUCAUCCAUAUUGAGGAUCAUUACAGCUUACAGCAAAACUGGAUAAAAAAUUAAGACAUAGUUAGUUUUUCGUGACAUGGAAACUGGAUUUCUAAAUUUACAUGAUGGAGAACACUUUUCAGAUUUCUCGAUGCCCAUGGAUAGUCAGAAUAAUGCAUUGCAUGAAUCAGAGAAUUCAUUAAUGCAGGACCUAGGUAGCGAUUUUGAUUAUAUGCAAGGCUUUGGCUAUGAUUCCAAUGAAGCACUGUGGGACAGUGAACAGGAACAUAAUGGUGACUUGGUUUUGUUGCCAAAAGCUGGUGCUUCAGCAUUCAGCUUCAAGGAAGAUUUUGAGAAAGUGCUCACUGACUGGAACGAGCAUAUUGGAACUUAUAUUGGAGCUACUGACAUGGAUGAUUUGGGUAUGCACAUACCUAUAAAUGAUGACUAUAGUCAUUAUAAUCCCGAUUACAGCAUCAUGAUGGAUAAUUAUGAAAAACCGGUAGAAAGUUUAACAAAUAGUCCUGUCAAAAAGGAAAAUCCAAGUCAUUGCUCCAAUAGUUUGCCUCAAGUUAAACUUGAGCCUGAGACUGUUCGUUAUAAUCAUUACGAAGCAGUUAAUCGUAUCUCAGAAUCAGACCAAAGUGAAAAAGAAAUAGAUGUUGUAGGGCUAGAUUCAGUCCAGGACGUUAAUCCCACUUUUGAACCGGUGCAUGUCCGACGUCAACAUGCAACUACUUCGUCCAAAAAAAAUUCCAAACGUUUAGGUAGAAUAGUUCUAAAGCUAAAAAUCAAGCAAGACCCAGAUGAGAUUACGAUUAAGGAAGAACCACUAGAUUAUGUUGGAUCGCCAAAAGUGAUAGAGUACGAAAUAGAGGAACCUCAAGAAUUCUCAAAAAGCACUAAAAGAAAAGGAAAGAGCUCCAGGAAGCGAAAAGCAGAGACUAAUAAUUAUCCAAGCAAGAAGAGCCGUAAGGCUGGCAAACAAGUACCUGAAAAUGUAGUUGAAUCGUCGAAGAAAAAUAAAAAAGUAACUAAAGUAGAGGAGUACAUAGAAGAAACGAGUAGUAGUGUUAAUGUUCCACUGCCAUACAAAAAUGAUGAUACUGUAUUGGAAGCCGGUGAUGUUAGCAGCCUUCUUGAGCAAUUCGAGGCAACCGAGGCGGCAGCAGCCAGCGCGCAAAUGUUUACCACUGCAACAGUCAUGCAAAAGACACUGCCAGAACAAAAACAAGAGAAACGACGAGAGUUUAUGCACGUUCCGAUACCAAAAAAGUCGUCUCCUAAGACCUCCAAGGCAAUAAAGUCUACCAUGACUCUGCCGCUGGAGAAAUCGGUCAAUGCUCAUGGAUCGAAAAUUCAUCAAGACAUUCGAGACUCUAUACCUAAAGAAGUCAUUGAUAGGAUAAAGGCGGCUGGUCGGAAAAAAGAAAUACCGAUCAUACCGGCUAUAGCAAAUGUCAAAGCUGGUGCGAAAAACAAUGGUGCGAGGACGCAGGAGUCUAGUAAAUCUACCCUUUCUCGUAAGAAGCUUCUUAAAGCGGCCUCCAACAACAGCAAAAAAAAUAACAGGAACGAAAACAGUACCAACAAUACCGAAGGAGCCGAUGGGUCUGUCCAAUUGGACCACGAUUACUGCAGUAAUUCGAAUUCUAACUGCUCCGACAGUGGAAAUAGCGAGAGCGACAUGCUCGCAGGCGACACCGAUCAGAUGACACCGAAAAAGGUAGAGCCGGUGAAACAAACUACUGGCUGUUGCACCAAAGAGCCGCUCGUGAAAUCGACUGGCAGUAAAAAUACCUUGAACCCAGUUCGCAAGAACUGGUCGGACAUCAGUUCGAGAAAGGACAGUGGCCUGGAGUCUGCUGAAGUGAGCGAUGCCGGCGAGGAGCCACACCACCCGUUAGCUAAAAGGUUCAAAAAGUCCCAGAGCACGGAUCAACUAAAAAAGCACACUUCUGUCCCAGCCCCGCAAAUAAAGACCAGUCUGCUCAGUGCCAAUGUCCAAAAAAGCCAGAAAGCAGGGUCGCUGCUAAAGAAGACCACCAACAACGCCUCCACCAAUAAUGGCAGCAGUAACGAAAAGCCCUACGUAAUGAAAAUCCAGUCUGCCCUUGCCACGAGCAUCCUGCAGCUGCGCAAGGGCGUGCUCACCAAGACCAAGACCUUUGACAACCACAAGUCUCAGCAGAUGGUUUCGAUUCUAAAGAACCCGCCCUCCGCAACCAUGCCCCAGAAGGUCCUCGACGCUGCCUAUAAGGAGCCGAUCAGGGCGACGACCAACAACGGCUUGAACAACGAGGUGCAGAGCAUCAUGGUGCAAGACAUGACGGACGUUGAUCUGCCCGAUGCUACGGAAAAGAAACCCCCAAGGAGAAAACUGAAUCUCGCAGAGUACCGCAGCCGACGCCAGGAGACCCGCAGCGAUGGUAGUCGCACCAACUCCCCGGUGCAGCCGAUGGCAUUGGUCUACGUUCAUCACGUCUCCACCAACACCGAGCCCAUGUGGUCGGAGCGGGAGAUCGUGUCGAUGCUCAAGUCCAAAGCCGAGAUCGAGGAGGACAAGCUACGACCCAAGCGAGCUAUGAAGGAAAUAGCUGUCCAGACCACAGAGUCCGUUUUCGGAUUCUACGUUGAGGGUGUGAGACCCGAUGAACAAGUGGAUGAGCAGCAGUUGGCGGAGGAAGCGACUCAACAGAAAGAGGUUGCAACACAACAGUCAGAGAUAGUGCAGCAGCCGGAUAUAGUAGAUAUAACACGGGUCAAGCAGGAACCUGUCGAUGCCGACAAAGCGGAUGAUAAGACUGUCGAUGAGGAAGCUCUGGAGAGUGGCGAGAUCGUCGAGAGCAAGGAGGUCGUUAAGAGCGGAGGGAUCAUCGAGAGCGGGGAGAUCAUCGAGAGCGGCGAGAUCGUCGAGAACGAUGAUAUUAUAAUUAGCGAAGUUGUAAAUAUUAAAGUUGGUAGCAGCAAUGUCGAUGCGAGUAACGUUAAUAAGGCUGAAAUCAAUGGAAAAGCUUCUCAAACCUCGAGCAAGGGCCGCAAGCAGCGUAAUUAUAGGUGCCAUCGGGCCUCCCUGAGUUCGUCGCGGUCACGCUCCAGGAGCAGCCGAGGCGGGCGUAGAAGCCGCUCCCGAGGCCGAACUUUGCGACGCAGCCGAGGUGGUCGCAACGAGCGCAGCCGUAGCAGUAGAUCGCGAAGCUUGAGCUCGAGUAGUAGCCACUCGCGCAGCAGGAGUCGCUCGCGGAGGAGGCACACGACGAAACCACGAAGAAGAAGGAUCAGUCGGCGCAGCUCGGUCAGUUCGAAUACCAGCUGGUCGUCACGGUCUAGGUCCAGAUCGAGGUCGAGAUCAAGGUCGAGAUCGAGGUCGAGGCCAAAGUACAGGUCGAGAUCGUCGUCCAGGUCACGCUCAAGGUCCAGGAGCUCGAGGUACUCCAGUUGCUCAAGGUCAUCAACUCGUUCGAAUUACGGACGCUCGAAAUGGUCGUCGGAUCGUCGUCAGAGGAAAAGUCGGGAGCGCAGGCGGCAUUCCUCGAGUAGUAGUCGCGGCUACAAUGAUUGGAGGAGAUCUCCAUAUGUACGACCAUAUGACGAAAGGUACGUCAAGGAAAAGCAACGUCAAGUCGAAGAGCGACGAGUUAUAUACGUUGGCCGAUUGAAGGAAGGGAUCACCAAAGCAGAAUUACGACGAAGAUUCGAAGUCUUCGGCCCUGUUGUCGAUAUUAGCGUACACUUUCGUGAACACGGUCACAAUUAUGGAUUUGUGACAUUUGCCUUUAAACAAGAUGCUUAUCAAGCCGUCGAACACGGCAACGAUGAUCCUUCUUUGCCGAGAUACGAUCUGUGCUUUGGUGGCCGUAGAGCAUUUUGCAAAGUCAAAUAUGCGGAUCUUGAUGGAGCAACUCAUAGUUCUCUGGCAAAUCCUAGAAAUGUUUAUAGCAAACCAGAAGAAGAAAAUACCUUUGACCUUCUGUUGAAGGAAGCACAAGCGAAAUUGCGCAAGAGAAAACCUUGACACACAUAUACCUGGACAAUCCUCAUGUAUGUUGUAAUACUUAACGUUGCCAUAUAUUUCAUGAAAUUCGGUAUCAUCCAAUGUGCGUUAGGAUUUUAUAUAUGUAUUACAUGUGGUAAAAAAAAAAAAGAAAAACUGCUGUAUACCAUUUGAUCACAGGGUAACAUUUGUUAUCAGAACUGCUGAAUAUCCUUUAUUGAUAUUCAAGUGUAGUUGUAAACAUUGAUACAAUCGUUGAAAAAAAAAAAAAAAAGAAAAAAAAAUCUACUGCUAAAUUAGUAUGAACUAUGGACUAAGCCAUCUAAGUAAUUUUAGAGCGGAAUCGUUCACUUGACUAGAGCAAAUGGCUCCUUUGAGAUAAAUGUCGUGUAGAAAAUGCCAAAAUUUUAAAAAUUUUGUUGGUUGUCAUCUUUUGAGUUUUCUUUUUUAAAAUAAGUUUAUUUCCUUUUUUUAAAUUGUACUGGUUUAAAUAUAGUUUUGCCGUGUGAUGAAGUGAUGUACAACCGAUCUUACAAUCUAAAAACGUUCUUAAAGCAUGAAAUUAGAGUAUUUUGAAAUCUUAAUAUCUGAAUAUUUGUAUACAGAGAAGUAAUGAAAAAUGUACAAUUGUUCACUUGAGUUCAAUGAAGAGUGAUUAAAAUCAUUCAAAACACUAAGUUAAGGUACGAAACAAACUUUUGUGCUCAUGCUCAACAGCAGAAUUGUAUACGAGCUAGCAACGUAAAAGGUUCAUUCAGAUGAUUUGGAUUUCUUAAAGGUGCUCUGUAAUCCUAAAAAAUGUACAGCAUCUAGAAUGCCAACGUAAACAAGCCGAUCGUUUUCAUAGUAACGUUUGGAGUUGAAGAAAAAAUGCGGUAUUCUAUACUGAUUAGAUUGUACAUACCAUUUUCUAUUGUGUUACAUUAAUAAGUUUUAUUUGAACGCUUAUGCAAUUGGUUUGACUUAAUUCUAAUUUACUUUCACUUUAGAUGUAUAUUUUCACUUCUCAUUCAUAAAUAUUUUUUUUUCCAUUAAAUGCAAAUCUUUACCCGCGGUUUUAAGAACUUUUUUUUAUCAACAUUAGUUGGUGGAAAUUCAUUAUCACGAAGAAUGUCUGAUCAUUUUUAUAUUUUAUCUUUUUUAAUGUAAGAAAAAAAGUAAAAAAGAUCUUUCUAUAUGAGCAUUAAAUUUAGUAUACUCUUAAUGGAAAAGCACUGAUAUGUCAUUGCUCAUUACCUAAAAAGUCUGAUUAACCUCAAUAUAUAAUAAAACGUACUUCAUUACUUAUUGCAUAUGCAAUGUUUGAUAAACAUAUUAUUCCACAAAAUGUUCGUGUAAUACCAUAAUAAACAAAAAUAAGAUCUAUUUACAAUAUGAAUAAAGUGAAAUGUAAUUAAAGGAAAAGAACAACCUUGCAUUUAGAAAAUAAGCAGUUUGAAUUGUGUGUGAGGUCUUCCAAUCAUGAGAAAGUUUUCCACAAAAAUUGAAAAACUAGUGUGUGGUAGUUUGUUAAGAAAAAAAAAAAAAUUACAAAAAAAGUCACUAGUUU
Copidosoma floridanum is the source of this 6114-nucleotide messenger RNA. RefSeq lists its product as uncharacterized. Lineage: Eukaryota; Metazoa; Arthropoda; Insecta; Hymenoptera; Encyrtidae. Gene Ontology annotation, cellular component: nucleus. The record is from RefSeq and is a predicted model, not a curated record. Gene Ontology annotation, biological process: positive regulation of transcription by RNA polymerase II. Gene Ontology annotation, molecular function: transcription factor binding; RNA binding.